AUGUCAACUAUAUUUCAAAGUUUGACGGAUUCAACAGCCGUUAAAAAUGCUGUUCAAGGAAAAUUAUCUUCACCAUCUUCUAAAAAUUUGAUUGUUGGCAAAGUUGACUCUCUUUAUGUUUUUGAAAUUGAGAAAGUUCAAAAGGAUGAAUCUGACGCUUUUUCACAGAAUGACUAUUCAAAUAAUUUGAUUGAUGAUAGUCAAGCCUUUAUGGAGACGAAUAUGCAUUUGAUUCGUACUCACGAACAUACUAGCUAUGUUUUACGUCUUGUGAGCCAAUUUCAAGUUUUUGGAACGGUAACUGCUCUUUCUAUCUUAAAAGGAAAAGGAAAUAAGGGAUGUGAUUUAUUAGUUAUGUUAACAGAUUAUGCUAAAAUAUCCAUAUUGGAAUGGGAUAUGAAAACUCAGAGCCUAGUUACUACCAGCCUUCAUUACUAUGAAGCAGUUAAACCGACAAUGCCAUCUACUAAUAAAACUCCUACUCAAUUAAUUGUUGACCCAGAUUCUAACUGUUGUUUACUGAGGUUUCAUACGGAUAUGAUGGCGAUCAUCCCUUUCCCAAAGAUUGAAGACCUUGAAAUGGAGGAGGCCGCUGUAGACGACUCUAAAAAUAUCUGGAAUUCCAUUACCCCCUAUAAACCCUCUUUUGUUUUAGACUCCUCUCAAUUAGAAUCUACAAUCGCACGGAUACUGGAUGUUAAGUUUUUGUAUGGUUAUAGAGAGCCAACUUUGGCUAUCUUGUACAGCCCUCAGCAAACAACCACAGUUACCCUUCCUAUCCUUAAAGACAAUGUUUGCUUUUCUCUCGUUACCUUGGAUUUGGACCAACGGGCUAGUGCCGUGAUCACCACAAUACAAAAUCUUCCAUACGAUAUUUUCCAAUUAGUCCCCAUACCCAUGCCACUUGGCGGAGCGUUAUUAGUUGGUGGUAAUGAAUUAAUCUAUGUAGACUCAGCCGGACGCACUGUUGGUAUAGGGGUAAAUACAUUUUAUUCUAAGUGUACAAACUUUCCUCUUCAGGAUCAAUCAAACUUUAAUGUUGAGCUCGAGGGUACUGUUGCAGUACCACUAGUUAACUCGAAAAUUGGAAAUCCGUUUGUGCUAUUAAUUCUAACUUCUGGUCAAUUUCUCUACCUAGAUUUCAGUAUGGAUGGAAAGACGGUAAAGGGACUCACUCUACGAAACCUAGAUUUGGAUAUAAAUGAAGACUUUCUGAGAGCUGGCGUGACUACAGCUCUGCCAAUUGAAGAAAAUAUGAUAUUCUUAGGAAGCCAGGUGACGGAUAGCUAUUUGGUUCAUUGGAAUCGACACUCCAGUGUAUCAAAAAAUACGGAAGAUAAUGAGAAUGAUGAGCUUUACUCUAAUAAUGACGCUGAAAUGGAAGAAAUGCUCGAUAUUUAUGAAACCAACGAUCGUAACGAUUUGGCUGGUAAAGUUACUUUUGAAAACGGACCUUUGAGGAUGAGUAUUUUUGAUGUUUUGACAAACGUUGGGCCUAUAACUGAUUUCGCCAUUGGUAAAGCUGGGUCUCUUGCAUACUAUCCACAAGACAACCAUGGACCGCUUGAACUAGUCGGGACUAGUGGAGCCGGCGGCGCCGGUGGACUUGUUGUUUGUCGAAGAAGUAUUUUCCCUCUUGUCGCUGGCGAAUUUGGCUUUCAAGGUUGUGAAGCUUUAUGGUCCGUAAGUCUUACUGGUAGACAGCGACGCUCUCGCAGAAGAGUACAACCAUCGUACAUGAAUAUGGAACCAGAUACUUAUCUGAUUUUAUCAAAAGCUGAUGAAUCUUUUAUGUUUUCUGCCGGUGAAACAUUUGACGAGGUUGAAAAUUCGGAUUUCAAUAAGCAUACGAGAACAAUAGAUGUAGGCUCCUUGAUGUCGGGAAUGAGAAUGGUACAGAUAUGUCCGACAAGCAUACAUGUGUACGAUUCUACUCUAAAAAGAACCCAGCUUUUUAAUUUUGGAAAAAAUCAGGUUGUGGUAUCAACCAGUAUUUGUGAUCCUUGUAUAAUCGUCGUAUUUUUAGGCGGUAAUAUUUCUCUGUAUCGGAUGGACUUAAGAUCACAAUUGCUUACGAGGACUGAUUUACAUAGCCAACUCCAAAGCGUGAAGACGGCUUCGUUAAUUGCACCCGGAAAUUCUACUAUAUUUUCCAACCUUUUUCGGAACCCGAAUGAACAUGAGCAGAGUCAAACUGUCAUUGACGAAUCUUCCGGAAUAUAUGGUUCUUUGAGCGGUGAUAAUCAAGAAGGAAAUACCCAAACCAAGAGCGUUUCUGAAGCUGAUGCUAACUUGGUUACUGAAAAAAAUGUAAGUAACCUUGAUGAGCAGUUGUUGGAGAAACACCCAAUUUUAUUUGCUUUAACCGCAGAAGGUGUACUUAAAGUAUUGAACCUCAUAGAUUUUUCCGUUUUGAUGGAAUGCGAUGCUUUUGAUUUACCACCGACUUUAUCCAAUGGACUCAAGUCGGAAACGACUUACUUUAAUUCUGAAUCUAGUCAAGAGUUGGUUGAAUUAAUGGUAGCUGAUUUAGGUGACGAUUUUAAAGAACCCCACCUGUUCCUGCGUUCGAGGAUGAAUGAGAUAACAGUUUAUAAAGCGUUCGUUUUUUACGAUGAAAUUACACAAAGAAAUUUACUUUCAUUCGCAAAAGUACCUCAAGAAGGUAUGACACGAGAGUACCAAGUAGAAAACAUAUUACCUCGUGAUGCUGGAUCUACUGCUGAUGGAAAGUCGACCAAUUCAAUCGACCAUUCAAGGAUGGUAGCCAUUGAGAGAGUGGGAAGCCGAUCAGCGGUAUUUGUUACUGGACGUAAACCAUUUUACAUACUCAGCACUAAGCACUCAAAUGCCAAGUUUUAUCCGGUUAUAUCUGAAGUACCCAUCCUUUCUAUUGCACCUUUCCAUUCUGAACAUACACCUCACGGUUAUAUUUACGUAGAUGAAAAUUCUUUUAUUCGAAUUUGCAAAUUUCAGGAUGAUUUCAAUUAUGAUUCUCGUUGGGCAUAUAAAAAGGUUCCAUUGGACAAACAAAUUAGUGGUAUUGCAUAUCAUCCAACUAAAAUGAUAUAUGCAGUAGGUAGUUGUGUGCCCUCAGAAUUUACCGUCACGGAUGAGGAUGGAAAAGAGCUUUAUCCGCAAAAUGAUGAUAAAGAUUAUUUACCUUAUGCUAAUACCGGCUCUUUGGAUUUAAUUUCUCCAUUGACAUGGACAGUCAUUGAUAGUUAUGGGUUUUUGCCGUAUGAAAUUCCCUUGUCUGUGUCUGUAGUCAAUUUGGAAGUGUCAGAAACAACAAAACUAAGGAAACCCUAUGUCGCUGUUGGAACAUCUAUCACAAAGGGUGAAGACAUUGCUGUGCGUGGUGCUACUUACCUUUUCGAAAUUAUUGACGUCGUCCCCCAACCAGGUCGACCAGAAACUCGGCAUAAGCUAAAAUUAAUUACAAGGGAAGAGAUUAAGGGUACUGUUGCUGUUGUUUGUGAGGUAGACGGCUAUUUGUUGAGUGGGCAAGGCCAAAAAAUAAUUGUUCGAGCUUUGGAGGAUGAAGAUCAUUUGGUUGGUGUGGCUUUUAUAGAUUUGGGUAGCUAUACCGUUACAGCAAAAUGUUUGCGAAAUUUGCUCCUGUUUGGAGAUAUUCGACAAAACGUUUCAUUUGUUGGCUUUUCAGAAGAACCUUAUCGAAUGACUCUUUUUGCUAAAGGUCAAGAUGCACUCUCUGUUACGGCAGCUGAUUUUCUUGUUCAAGGAGAAAAUCUUUAUUUUGUUGUAGCAGAUACUGAGGGUGACAUGAGAUUGUUAGCCUAUGAUCCUGAAAAUCCUGAAUCUCAUUCAGGUGAACGACUGGUUGCCAGAGGAGAUUUUCAUAUUGGCCAUAUAAUUACAGCAAUGAAGAUCGUACCAAAGAAAAAGAAGUCAAGACAAGAUGAUUACGACUACGAUACAGGAAACGAUUUCUCUUGCAUUAUGGUAAAUGCUGAUGGAGGUUUGCAGAUGGUAAGUCCUGUUUCUGAAAGGGUAUAUCGUCGACUCAACAUUAUUCAAAACUACUUAGCCAAUAGAGUGGAUUCGGUUGGUGGAUUGAAUCCCAGGUCGCAUCGAUUGAUUUCCAUUACUUCGAAUUUGAGCAACGCUGCUCAUAGAGUAUUGGAUGGUACGUUAAUUGAACGGUUUACUUAUAUGUCUGUUGCUCACAGACAUGAAAUGGCUCACAAGUGUGGUGUACCAAUCUCUACGAUUAUGAACGAUUUAGUAGAGCUUGAUGAAUCACUCAGCUACUUAUAA
Schizosaccharomyces octosporus yFS286 is the source of this 4281-nucleotide messenger RNA. RefSeq names its product cleavage factor one Cft1. The record is from RefSeq and is a predicted model, not a curated record. Lineage: Eukaryota; Fungi; Ascomycota; Schizosaccharomycetes; Schizosaccharomycetales; Schizosaccharomycetaceae. The transcript has a single exon. Bases 1 to 4281 code for a protein of 1426 amino acids. Gene Ontology annotation, cellular component: nucleus; mRNA cleavage and polyadenylation specificity factor complex. Gene Ontology annotation, molecular function: nucleic acid binding; protein binding.